AUGAGUGAUGAAGAUGUGGUCCGUGAUAUGAGAACCAAUACAAAUGUUAAUACAGCCACAGCUAAUAAAAGGCUAAGCAUAGAACAAGAACGCAUGAAAAAUGUGAAAUCUGGAAGUCAAGGUCAAUCUAAAACUUCCUCAUCGUCAAAUCAAAGCGGAGUCAUUCCUUCAAAUGAAGAUAAAAUUCUUGCAGGUUCAAACCCCAAAGGAGAUGACAAGCGAAAUUUGACAAAAAAAAUAAAUAAUUAA
This is a messenger RNA of Chironomus riparius, 249 nucleotides long. The record is from the annotation of a GenBank genome assembly. NCBI's taxonomy places the organism in Eukaryota, Metazoa, Arthropoda, Insecta, Diptera, Chironomidae.